Messenger RNA from Gavialis gangeticus (Gharial), 1009 nucleotides. RefSeq names its product COMM domain containing 7 (gene COMMD7). The transcript has 9 exons. The record is from RefSeq and is a predicted model, not a curated record. Lineage: Eukaryota; Metazoa; Chordata; Crocodylia; Gavialidae. Bases 1 to 660 code for a protein of 219 amino acids. Gene Ontology annotation, molecular function: NF-kappaB binding. Gene Ontology annotation, biological process: negative regulation of DNA-templated transcription; tumor necrosis factor-mediated signaling pathway.
AUGGGUUACAGUCAAGCUCUCGCCCGGCGGGGAAGUGGCGUAUGGUCAAGCCAGCCUGUGCUGCACCGCCGAGGGGAAAGGCAGGUGGGCAGUGGGUGCGGGGAGAGGGAUGUUGCAGCCACACUGUCCCAUUUCUUUCAGCAAUUCUCGGCGCUGACCGAAGUGCUCUUCCGCUUCUUGACGGAGCCCAAGGAGGUGGAAAGGUUUCUGACUCAGCUCUCGGAAUUUGCUGCCAUGAACAAAAUCAGCCUGGGGCCUCUGAAAAAUAUUGUCAAAAGUCUCCUCUUGGUGCCGAACGGUGCCCUGAAGAGGAACCUGUCAUCUGAACAAGUCAGGGCGGACUUCAUUGCUCUGGGGCUCAGCGAAGAGAAAGCCAGUUACUUUGCAGAGCAGUGGAAGCUGAAUUCCCCCACCCUGACAAGCCUGGCUGUUGGGCAAACACUGAUGAUUAACCAGCUUAUAGACAUGGAGUGGAAGUUUGGAGUGACUGCAGGGAGCAGCGAACUGGAAAAGGUGGGAAGUAUCUUCUUGCAGCUGAAACUGGUGGUUAAAAAAGGAAACCAAAUAGAGCCCGUGUAUGUAGAGCUGACGCUGCCCCAGUUCUACAGUUUUCUGCAUGAGAUGGAACGAGUCAAAACCAGUCUGGAGUGUUUUAGUUGAAACCAGAUGGGACCGAACUAAUAGCACGGCCCGGCGCUUUUGCCCUGUGGGCCAGCACAUCCCAUCUCACUGCUGCUCUGUAACCUCUUGCUAGAUGGGGACUGUGCAGUUUUGUAAGCAAAGCUGUCAAGUCCUUCUGCCCUCAGUUGGAACCAGCCUUAAACCUGUUAUAGUUCUGUCCUUCCGAGUCUGAGACCUUUACGGGUACUCGUAGCUGACAGCCAAGCAGACCCGUGCUGCUCUUCUGUCCUAGCCCCUAAGAGAAAGUAUUGUCAGAAGUAAAUGGAAGUCCGCUUAUAUAGUGGUAGUAUGCAAGCUAGGAAGUAAAUAAAAGAGUCUCGUUAAAGUC